CGUGAAGAAUUGAAGAAAUAUCUACAUAAAAAAUUACUGAAAACCACAUUGUUUUAGUUCAAGUUCUUAAAAUGUAUAAUCGAUCAACGAAAUUCGAGAGAAGAUCAGUUAAAAAGCGUAAAUCAUGGUCAUCGUACUUCGGUAGUUACAUAUCGUUAAUAAGCCCGACUGCUUCCAUCAAUCGUUUUUUGGGAUUUUUACCAUACAAACUCGAAUCAUCGAAACUCGUAUACUCGAAAUCAUACUCCAUUUUCUCUACAAUCUCCAUCAUUAUUUAUUUGACCUGCGCAUCUUUCGGCCUGUACGAAGUAAACGUUGUUUUAGAGAAUUUGUUGACAGUGACAACUAAAUUGCAUAUAAAUUUUAUAUUAUGCUGUGGUCUCAUGAUUUUCAUUACGAAUUAUAUUAAAAGUAGGUCAAUGAUCCCAGUGAUGAAUCACGUCUCGAACGUUUCUCGUAUACUGUCUUCAGAAAUUUUUUGUGGAGUGGCUACAAGAAUUCUGAUAAAAGAUACUCUGUUCCUGAUGCCACUAGUGAGCCACAUCCCACAAGUCAUCUACACAAAUUAUAUUUAUAGUUACAUCUGUUGGUAUACUUCUUUCGGUGUUGUCAUACUGACUAACUUGUACACGAACAACGUGUAUGUGCUAAAUGCCUGUUUUAAACAUAUAAAUGAUUCUUUAAUGAAAAUGAAGGUAAUUCUAGUCAAUGAUGAACCUCAUCUACUCAGAAGAGUCUAUCACAUGCAGAAGAAUCCUAUAUUGUUGACGAAACUGAGGGCUCUUAAAAAGCAACAUCUAGAGACGAGCGAAGUCGUUCAGCUACUGAAUAACACGUGUAGCAUGCAGAUCGAAGCCAUGGUCACACUAAUGUUCAUCGAUAUUACAUUCAAUAUGUACAAAUAUUUAAUCUUGUUCAACGAAAUAGGCAAGAUGAGAUCGUUCUCUUUUGCUCUUAUGUUCACAAUUCUUUACAUCGUACACAUAAUUAUAACAGUUUCGAUAGUUGAAACUACCAGAAGCCAAAUGGCAAAAAUUGGCUCCAGCCUUCAUCGAAUUCUUGUACAUACUUUCGACGAGCAAGUGACGACGGAGUUGGAGUUGUUUUCGUUGCAAGUGCUACAAAAGGGUAACGCGUUCGUGAUGAAGGGGCUCGUAAUAGAUGCAACCCUUUUGGCAAAGAUGGCGUGCGGCAUUACCACUUUUUUGUUAAUAUUAAUACAAUUCUUAUUCGUCGAAUCUUGUUGAAGAAAAACUUCUGG
Bombus terrestris (buff-tailed bumblebee) is the source of this 1261-nucleotide messenger RNA. RefSeq lists its product as uncharacterized. Gene Ontology annotation, cellular component: axon; neuronal cell body; dendrite. Gene Ontology annotation, biological process: sensory perception of taste. The transcript has 3 exons. The record is from RefSeq and is a predicted model, not a curated record. The coding region runs from base 72 to 1247 and encodes 391 amino acids. NCBI's taxonomy places the organism in Eukaryota, Metazoa, Arthropoda, Insecta, Hymenoptera, Apidae.